This is a messenger RNA of Mus musculus (house mouse), 5385 nucleotides long. RefSeq names its product family with sequence similarity 53, member A (gene Fam53a). Bases 3961 to 5169 code for a protein of 402 amino acids. Gene Ontology annotation, cellular component: nucleus. The record is from RefSeq and is marked validated. The transcript has 5 exons. Lineage: Eukaryota; Metazoa; Chordata; Mammalia; Rodentia; Muridae.
CACACACACACACACACACACACACACACACACUCGAGCACUCAGGGUUCAGGAAUAUCAAGAACUCCAGUCUGAGAAUGAACAUGAUUUUAUUGAUUUAAAGUAAAUCCUUAGGUAUUUUCCAUUUGUGCUUUGGAAACACUUAAAAAUUUUUUUAAAUUAAGCAAUCCUUUACUUCCCAGGUGGUGAUGGCAGACACCUUCAAUGCCAGCACUUGGGAGGAAAAAGCAGGCAAAGAGAGAUUUCUGUGAGUUCAAGUCUAACCUGGUAUACAGAGUGAAUUCCAGGACAGCCAGGGUUAGACAAAGAAUCGCUGUCUCAACAAAACAAAACCAAACAAAAAACCUUAGUGUUUUUGAGACUUGGUAUCCCAAUGUAGCACAGGCUGACCUGGAAAUUGUAACCCCCCACCCCUGCCUUUCAAAUGCUGGAAUUAUAUGUAUACAUUACAGUGUCUGGGAGCCUUUAUUUUUGGGUGCAGUUUUAGGUUUACAAGAAAUUGAACUCUACUCUUUCCUCCUCUACUUAGUCUAUACUAUUAUCAAUAUCCCUAUUGGAGUGGGAUAUUGAUUCUGUUGAUACUAGACUUUUUUUUUAAUGUCUCUUUUAAAGAAAGAUGCUAUCUCUUUUUAUGUUUUGAGUGUUUUGCCUGCAUGUAUGUAUGUGCACCAUGUGUGUGCCUGGUGCCUGCAGAAGUCAGAAGGGGAUGUUGGGUUCUCUGGAGUUGAAGUUGUGGAUGAUUUGGAGCCAACAUCUGGUUGCUGGAAAUUGAACUCUGCUCCUCUGCAAGAGCAACAAAUACUCUUUAGCUGCUGAGCCGUAUCUCCAGCCCAGAUGCUAGUCCAGAGUUACUGUGUUCAUUCCUUCAGGUUUUCCCUGUGGAUGACCCUGUGGUUUUGUUUCUUAAGCUGUUGGCUUUUUAAUUUCGUUCUUUUUUAUUAGAACUAACUAGAACUUGUAGUAUGAUUUUGAAAAAAACGAUGAUGAGGGGACAUUUUUGCUUUAGUCUCAGUGCUUUGAGUUUUUGGCUAUCAAUUAGGAAUGCUGUUGGGUUUGUUUUAGUUGUCAGUUGACUUUUUGUUAAACAGAGUCUCAUUUUUAUCAAGUUCUCAUUGUAGUCUUGACUGGCCUAGAACUCACUGUGUAGAGCAGGAUAACCAAGAAUUUAGAGAUCCAUCUGUCUACCUCCUAAGUGCUAGAAUUAUAGGCACCACCACAUCUGCCCUCUAGCCCUCAGUGUUUUUCUUUGUAGCUCUGGCUAUCUUGGAACUCAUUCUGUAGAUCAGGUUGGCAUGGAACUUGGAGAUUCUCUUGCCUCUGCCUCUUGAGUUCUGAGUUUAAAGGUGUGUGCCACCACCGCUGUUUGGCUGUCUUUUUGUGUUUUUAAUGGGGACUUUUUUGCAUAGACAUGAUUGAAGCAAGGACAACCAUGUUAAAUGGGAUUGGACACAAAGACAGUGACCUCAUGCUGGCAGUCUCCAUGGUAGCUGCCCAGAUUCUUGAAGAUGCCUCUCUUGAGCACAUGGACAGGACCAGUUCUUAAGGGGGAAACCUUGCUAUCUAAAGAGAACUUAGUAUUAGAGUUUCUACUAUUAAGUCAUUUGGGGAAAAGAUCUUAGCAGGUGAGGGAGAUCAGAGACUGCUUCUAAGACCUGUUCUAACCUUAUACUAAUAACUUAGGUAAUAAGUCCAAAAACAUGAAUGAGAGCCAAACUAUAUAUGUAAAGCAUAUUACACUGAGUACAAACGUAUAUUACUAGUUCUGGAGGCUGGGAAGUUCAGGACAGAAGUCAUUCAGCAGGGUGGACCACGUCCAAAUGAAGCCUUGCAAUUGCAUCUUCUAGAUGGAGAGAAGGAUGCAUUCUCGCCUGGUGGGAGUGAGGAAGGCCAUGUUGUCAUGAGGCAGGAGGGAGAAGGCUAUGGCCUUACAAAGUUUAAGGCAGGAGGAAGGCUGCCCUUAACGUGGUAGGAGGGAGAAGGCUUUGCCUUGUGAGAAAGAAGAGGCAUGUCCUUCCUUUGUGCAAUAGAUGGAGAAGGCUAUAUCUUUACAUGGUGUGGUAGAGGAGGCCAUGUUUUAACAUAACACGAUGGAGACAGGAGGCUGUGUUCUCAUGUGAUAGAAAGCAGGGAGAAGCCCAUGUCCUUAAUGCAGUAGGAUGGAGAAGACCAUGUCCUCACAUGUACUGGAGGGAGGAGACCAUGCUUUCACAUGUGAUAGAGGAUGCCAUGUUUUCAUGUAGUGUGAUAGCGGGAGAAAGGCAUGUCUGUCUGGUGCAAGAAAGGGAGGCAUGUCCUCACAUUAGGAAGGAAGGACAGAGUCAUGUCAUUUUGUGAUUGAAUGGAAGGAGAAGGCUUUGUCCUUAUGUGGAAAGGGAGGGAAAGGUUUUGUUCUUAUAAGAGAGGGGAGGGCCCUGUCCUUAUGUAGUAGAAGGCAGGGGAAGACCUUGUUCUUCUGGGAAGGUUAUUUCUCUUGUAGAAGGGAGGGAAAAACCAUGUUCUUGUAGGAUGGGAGGGAAGGGAGCCUACAAGAAGGAGGUUCAGUCCUCAUGAGGGAAAGAAAAGAGAGGAAAUGCCGCCUCAUGAACUGGAAAGCAAAACGGUGAGCUGCAGAAACCUCUUACAUUUCAUUAGGGAAGAGUUCUCAUGAUGUAAUAACACUGAGACGGCCUGAGAUAUAGAAGGGACCCUCCAAAUAGUAACACCCGUUUACCCUCUUCCUUUUUUUCUUUUCCUCCUGGUACUAGGGAGUGAAACCCAGAUCCUUGGGUGUGCUAGGCAUCUGUUCCUGUGGGGUUUUGUUUCCAUCUAUGUAUGUAUAUUUUUUUAAAGAUUUAUUUAUUUAUUAUAUCUAAGUACACUGUAGCUGUCCUCAGACACUCCAGAAGAGGGCGUCAGAUCUUGUUACAGAUGGUUGUGAGCCACUAUGUGGUUGCUGGGAUUUGAACUCAGGACCUUCAGAAGAGCAGUCAGUGCUCUUAACCGCUGAGCCAUCUCACCAGCUUCUAUUUAUUUUUUUAAGAUACAAUUUUUCUGUGUAGCUCUGGCUGUCCCAGAACUCAUUCUGUAGACCAACCUGCCUCUGUAGACUCAGAGAUGCCUCUGCAUCUCAAGUGCUGGGACUAAUGGAGUGCACCACCACCUGACCCUGCUUGUGUGUGUAUGUGUGCGCGCGCCCCUCUGUCUGUCUGUCUGUCUGUCUGUUUCUCUGUCUCUCUGUGUGUGUUUAUUACAAAUAGGUUGUCUCCUGCAUUUUAUCAAGUGCUUCUUGGCAUCUCUUGAUCCCAAAGUGUGGUUUAUUUUAUUUUAUUUUAUUUUUGAGCUUGUGAGGGAGUACAUGAAUUGAUGUUUACUCCUCUACACUUUUUACAUAGACACCCUGCUGGCCAAGUCAGCUAGUCAUGGGUUUUCAUACUAUCAAGACCUUGAUUUGCCUUGCUGGGGGAGGUUUUGUCCUUCCCUCAUUUUGUUUUGAAAAUGCUUUCCAAAAAAACUUGUACAGUUUAUCAGUAAGACCAGCUUUGUGGCACCCAAACAAGGCUUUGUUCCAGACACUCCAGAAUCAGCAUGACAUCUAAAUGUAACAUUUCGGCCCCAGCUGAUCAGUGACUGCCAAAGAAGGACGGUAAUCUAAGUUGGUAGUCUGUACUGUUUUCGUUUGCAAGCCUUGUGUGGCACAUGAGAUUCCAGCCCUCCAUCUUCCCUGGUUUCCUGUAGGAGUGGUGACUGGCCCCAGGAGAAGAACAGGGCAUUGUUUGGGCUACUAUGGCAGCAUAACAAAUCACCUCCACAGUUGGUAGCUGGAAACGAGACAAAGCCCUGAAGAGUCUGGAAAUGGGUCCGCAUCUUUAAGUCAGAGCUAUAACCCUGAGUUUUGGCACAGACCUGAUGGCUUGAGCCUGCUGAUGUCCAGUGUUCUGGAAAUCCAGUGCCCAUAGAUGUGGACUAAGGAAGAGCCCGGCCAUGGUCACUCUCAUCACAGAGAAGCUGCAGAACCAGAGUUUGGAUGACCUCACCCGCAGGGCCUGUGAGGCUGGCCCGUAUUCUGCUGAGAAGCUGAACAAAAGUGGCCAUUUGUUCCCUUUGGAGAUCAGCGUGGAUAAAAGUCCCUGGAAGGCCUUACGUGGAGGAUGGCCCACUGGAAGCCAGGCAGCCUCAGGCCCCUUCUCAGUGGGCCCACAUGGUGUGUCUCACACCGAAGGUCUCAAGUGGCAGCUGGAAUCCCCAGGGCCCAUGGAUGUGGGCCAUUUCCUGGACCUCCAUGAUAGCACAGGGCCACCUGCAGCACCACCAACCAAGCGACACUGCCGGUCCCUGUCAGAACCAGAGGAGCUAGCUCGAUGCCGCUCCCCGUGGCGCCCUGGUAGCUCCAAGGUGUGGACUCCCAUCUCCAAGAGGAGGUGCAACAGUGGUGGGAGUGCCACACUUCAGUGCUGCAGCGGCGUGGGCAACCCUACUCUGCAGGGCACUCUAGUCCCUGGCCUACCCAGGAGGCCUGUGUCACCCGCUGGCCCUACCUCACCCCUGACGCCCCGGCCAGCUUCAGCCAGCAGUGGCUUUGUGGAUGGCAGUGAGGGCAGUACAAGCUCAGGCCCACCCUGGCUUUCUACAGGACCCUGCCCAUUUUCUUCCAGGCGCCGACUGUCCCUCUCACAAGAGCACCUUGUAGAUACAGGUGCUUGCCUGCCUUCAGCCAGCAGCACCCCCACUUCCACACCUGAGCUAGGCCGGCACCAUGGCCUGCUCCGGUGCCGCUCACAGCCUUGUGUAUUGGAUGGGAGGAGGGUCCGGCGCAAGCGAAGACGGGAGGAGGAUGCCAGGUGGACACGCCCGUCCUUGGACUUUCUGAAAAUGACACGGACUUUAAAAAACUCCAAGAGCCUUUGCUCCCUGGACUAUGAAGACGAUGAGGAUGACACCCAGGAGAAGACUCUUGUGUCCUCCCCGUGUAACUCACAGGGCCUCGUGGGCAUCAUCACACCGAGCUCUAGCCCAAGGAUUCCCAGGCCUGGCCCUGACAGCCCCAGUAUCUGGGCGUCAGGGGAGCCAGAGGCCAACCCAGGCGAGGGUGGGAGCAGUGGGGACCCCAGUGACUGGGACAGUGCAGGAGAGGAGGGCAUCUUCCCACUGGACCACGGCGACCUGGACUUGGAGCAGAUUGAGAACAACUGACUUUGGCUGAGCAGGAUGACUGUGGUUGCUGUCUGUCACCUUGGUGCCUGACCAGUGGAAAUAACUUGUGUGUUAUUUUGAAAAUUGAGGCGUAAUUUUGAUUCAGUUUUUCCUAAAGAAGUAUUUUGCAUUUUUAUGGCUUCUACAGUUUGAGAGAGCUUCUCUAUUUUGAAAUGGGUUUCAGAGGGCAUUCUAUUAAACAUGAUUCUGCCUAGA